GCACUCAUGAUUCAUUGACACGAGCCUCCAGCCAGUAACAACACUGAGAUCUGACUUAACGUCGUUAACGAUCUCGAUCGAUCUAUGGACACCCUUCUGGUUUUUCUUUCAUGUUUGGUAACAGCAUUGAGCAGCAUUUCGUCUCAAGCUGAGGCUCGUGCUUUCUUUGUUUUCGGAGAUUCACUUGUCGAUAAUGGCAACAAUGACUACCUUGCCACCACUGCCCGUGCUGACAAUUACCCUUAUGGCAUUGACCAUCCAACACGCAGAGCCACUGGUCGCUUUUCCAAUGGCCUUAACAUGCCUGAUCUCAUCAGUGAGAAGAUUGGCUCGGAGCCCACGUUGCCAUACUUGAGCCCUCAGCUCACUGGACAGAAUCUACUAGUGGGUGCUAACUUUGCUUCUGCUGGGAUUGGAAUUCUCAACGACACAGGAGUCCAAUUUCUAAACAUUAUACGAAUAUCCCAACAACUGGCCUACUUUCAGCAGUACCAGCAACGUGUGAGCGCUCUUAUCGGGCCUGAGCAAACUCGACGGCUUGUGAAUGAGGCGCUCGUCCUCAUUACCCUCGGAGGCAACGAUUUCGUGAACAAUUAUUACUUGGUCCCUUACUCUGCAAGAUCUCGUCAAUUUGCACUCCCCAACUACGUUGUCUAUCUCAUUUCCGAGUACCGGAAAAUUCUAGUGAGAUUAUACGAGUUGGGAGCACGGAGGGUUUUGGUAACAGGUACGGGACCAAUAGGAUGUGUACCAGCAGAAUUGGCAUUGCACAGCCGAAAUGGGGAGUGCGCGGUCGAGAUUCAACGAGCUGCCAACUUGUUCAAUCCCCAACUCGUUCAACUCAUCAAUCAGCUAAACUCCGAGAUUGGUUCUGAUGUCUUUGUUACCGCAAAUGCCUUCGAAAUGCACCUGGAUUUUAUCAGUGAUCCUCAAGCUUAUGGAUUUAUCACAUCAAAGGUAGCAUGCUGCGGGCAAGGACCGUACAAUGGGAUAGGACUAUGCACGCCAGCCUCCAAUCUGUGCCCAAACAGAGAUCUGUUUGCGUUUUGGGAUCCAUUCCAUCCAUCUGAAAAGGCCAACAGACUUAUCGUAGAUACCUUCAUGACUGGAUCCACCAAGUACAUGAACCCCAUGAAUCUCAGCACCAUUAUAGCAUUGGACUCCAGGACCUGACCUUCAUCUUCCAUGCAUCAUCUGCUCUUUACAAACAUUAAUUUCUUCAUUCUUAGUUAAGCAGUCAUUGUUUUUCUUAUGGUCCUGAUCAUGAAAACUUUCUUGUCGAUCCGAUUAAUUAUUGGCAUUUGCUAAUAAAUUAAUCCUAAAUGCUACUCUUAAUUAUAUGCCCUGUGAAACCAUGUUAGCAGCUU
Juglans microcarpa x Juglans regia is the source of this 1367-nucleotide messenger RNA. Its product is annotated as GDSL esterase/lipase LTL1-like. The record is from RefSeq and is a predicted model, not a curated record. NCBI's taxonomy places the organism in Eukaryota, Viridiplantae, Streptophyta, Magnoliopsida, Fagales, Juglandaceae. The transcript has 5 exons. Gene Ontology annotation, molecular function: hydrolase activity, acting on ester bonds. Bases 85 to 1173 code for a protein of 362 amino acids.